CCUUCUGUUACGAAUGCAGUCUUAACACAUUAAUACAUUACCGACCUCUUCGUUCUGAUCCACGCGACCUUCUUUUGCAGUUCGUUCUGUAGCCGUUCUGAACUUGCUUGCAAAAUGGCCAAGAAGAAGGGCGGCAAGGGCAAGGGCAACGCCUCUGAGGCUGCCACCAGCCCCACGACCAGCGCUGCUCCUGAGCAGGAGAACAGCGGUCCUGUCGCCGAGGCCUCCGCAUCCCUGUCUGAGGAGCCCUCUGUCACGCAAGUGGUUGAAUCGACACCCGUCGAGGCCACAGCUACAUCAGCUAGCAGUGGUACUGGCACUGCCGAGGCGGAGCAGCUGCGUAAGGAGCUUGCGGCGGCAAAGGCGGAGAUCGAUUCCCUGAAGGCGGAGGUAGCCCGCCUGAAGGCCUCGCAGACCGUUGCUGCGGCCGUGGACACGGGCAAGACCACAGACCUGGAUGCGCUGACGCAGCGUAUCGCCAAGCUCAAGGCUGAGCAGGCGGAGGCGGACGCCGCGCGCGACGCCGCAUGGAAGCAGCUGAAGAAUGUGGUUGCAGACAUCGCCCGCCUGGCUGCGCCCGACCAGGCCAGCAAGGCCGCCGCCGGCACUCCCACCGCCGCCGCCGCCGUCGCCGCCUUUGCCUAAGCAGCAGGCUGCACAUGCAGCAGCGCGCGCAGGCUGCACAGGCGGAUGUGCCCGCAGGCUGCGAGUGGAUGGCGAACGCAGGUUGCUGAUAGGAUGGCAGGACGGCGGUGGCUGGGGGCGUGUGUGCGCUGCACGACAGCAGUGCCGUCCAUAAGAGCAUAUUAGUCAGACGGUGAUUAAACUGCAUUGCUUGUGCAGUGAUUAGUCUUUAGGGUGCCGGAAAGUCACUGUUAUUAUUAAGAAUGCGGAUGUUACAGAGGCGACAGUCCCAGCACCCAAUUGCGGUUUACGUGCUGUAAGGCUGUGAGGACUUAUUACAAUGGUGGGCAGUGAUGCAGCGAGGAGAGGAAAGCAGGAAACGCCGCAGCAGCACAUUGCGUAUACGUGAGCACUAAGCAAGCAGGACUUUGUAAGGCUGGAGGACU
Molecule: messenger RNA, 1070 nt
Organism: Chlamydomonas reinhardtii
Lineage: Eukaryota; Viridiplantae; Chlorophyta; Chlorophyceae; Chlamydomonadales; Chlamydomonadaceae
Exons: 2
Coding region: 115-645 (176 amino acids)
Source: RefSeq, a predicted model, not a curated record